AUGGACAGCAACUAUUACCAAAACCAACUGUUAAGCGCAAUCUCUGAAGAUGAUACCGCACCUUACACAACACUGCCAGCAGAUGGCCUCGUCUACAAUCAUUUGCAGUUGACAUUGCAGGUUCAGACAGACAUCAAAAACCAUCAGCGUAUCCAGGACUUUUUGAACUGUGCCAGCAAUGAUUCAAUUCUAGACUUUGAUGAACUGUAUUCCUCAGUAACAGCUGAAUCAGAUCUGCCCUACUUGCAAAUGAUGGAGCAACAAUCAGCAACAACUCCUUUUUAUACCCCAAUUGGCUCUUUUAUGGAUACAACAGCAUUUGAUAUGGCAUGUCUACCACCACACAGCAGCAUAACAGGACUUGACACUGGUCUAGGUGUUGAGCAACAAUGCCAUCCGCUAUCGCUAUAUCCAGAGAAUACCACUCAUUCAGAUAUGUUCCCCUGCGACUACCCUCUUCAGGAUCAAGACAUGCCGAAUGAAUUUAAUUGUAACAAUACUUUUGACUCGAAUCAUUAUUUCGAUGAACCACCAUCGUCUGCCUUUAUGCCAUCUCUCAUGCCAUACCCUGUACCUUCCAUUCACAAGACAGCAACUCCAAUUUCAGCCUUCUCCAACGAACAUCAUUUAGCAUACCGGAGCAAUUCAACGCCUAUGCUGUCUGCAUCAUUUUCAUUUUCAUCAUUCUCAUCAGCUUCAUCGAACGAGGGAGAAGCGUCACUGCAAAAAGAAAUUACCUUAGAUCAGGAUGAGCUGUCAGCAGAUAUACAGCUACCCACAAUGCCCAGAAAAUCAGCAUCUAUGAGUUACAUUUCAGAACCAGGAAUGGCCAAACGAAAGAAAAGAAUGUCAAUGGCUCAAAGAAAAGGAAGCAUAAACAAUCUCAAAUCAGAGCAAGUAUCGAAGCAAAAGAACGUGAAGCACAAGAAAGUGAGCCUAUCAUCAUCAUCAUCUGAUAGUUUAUCAUAUUAUCUUGCCAGACAACAGCUAUCUGAUGCUGAUGAAUAUGAAGACGAAGGUGAUGAAGAGCCCAACAGUACAUCAAACACAUCCUCAAUCACCGGAACCACAUGCAAGAAAGGUAGAAAUGUCGACAAGGCUUGUAAUCAUUGCAAAAGAUCCCAUUUGCGAUGUGAUAAUGUGCGUCCAUGUCGUCGUUGCGUGGCAACUGGUAAAGUGGGUUGUCAAGAUGUAAAGCAUAAACCAAGAGGGAGACCUCGCUUACAAAAGAAGCGUAACUCUGUGCCUAUACUGUAA
Mucor velutinosus is the source of this 1257-nucleotide messenger RNA. RefSeq lists its product as uncharacterized. The transcript is spliced from 2 exons. The record is from RefSeq and is a predicted model, not a curated record. The coding region runs from base 1 to 1257 and encodes 418 amino acids. Lineage: Eukaryota; Fungi; Mucoromycota; Mucoromycetes; Mucorales; Mucoraceae. Gene Ontology annotation, molecular function: zinc ion binding; DNA-binding transcription factor activity, RNA polymerase II-specific. Gene Ontology annotation, biological process: regulation of DNA-templated transcription.